This is a messenger RNA of Ruditapes philippinarum (Manila clam), 4932 nucleotides long. RefSeq lists its product as uncharacterized. The record is from RefSeq and is a predicted model, not a curated record. Bases 560 to 1285 code for a protein of 241 amino acids. Lineage: Eukaryota; Metazoa; Mollusca; Bivalvia; Venerida; Veneridae. The transcript is spliced from 6 exons.
UUUUUUAUUCUCAAUAUAAACAAUUGACACAUGCAUAUUAUUAAAGAGAAUGCAUCAUGAUUUCUAUGUUAUAAACAACAACAAUCUGUUUUUAGUCUUUAUAAUAUUCACCACUCUACAGAUAUAAAACUUUGAUUUAAACAAAAUAUUGAUGAUAAAAACUAGAGGUGCAACGAUACCUUUCGAUGCAUCGAAAACCGGUUUUAUGAGCGCCGAUUCGAUUUCCGAUACCAACUGUAACAUUUUUGAUUCGAUUCCCCACCCAAAAAUAAACAUAAAAAAAGUGAAAGUUUUAGUCUUUCCCUUCACACUUUAUCAUGUUACAUACGAUUGGCCAGUUAAAACUCGGUUGUCCAAUCAGUGGGCGUGUAAUGUUUUAUUUUCAGCAAACAAGUCAAAAUGGCUACCAACAUCAAUGUUGAUAAAAUAAAAUUAAAAAAUCCACCUAAAAAAUUAAAAUCAACUGUUUGGGAACACUUUAAGUUUUGGGAAGGCCAGGACACGGAUAAAGCUACUUGCAAAAUAUGCUUUACGGAAGUCCGGCAGUACGUUUAAUUUAAUGCAACAUAUGAAACGAAAACACGAUGUGGACUUGUUUGGUAAGCUUUUUAAUCCUUGUCCUGGCCUUCCCGAAAAAAGUUUGAUUAGUACUACAGCAUCAGAGAUAGAUGAGAGAGGCAUGGCAGCUGGUAAUGAGAGAGGCAUGGCCACUGGUGAUGAGGAAGGCAUGGCAGCUGGCGAUGAGGGAGGUCUGGCAACAAACAAUGAGCAUAACCUCAAGCUCAUUAACAGACAGGAGGUAUACAUAGAUGCACUGGAAAUAGAAGGCAAAGAGAAGUGCCUUGUGAUACCAGCUAUUUGCAUACAUCUUCUUGAUAUUGUUGUAGAGGCUGUGGAGUCUGACUCAAGUAACAGUGAAGAUGACAAUGAUUCUUGUGAAGAUUAUUCAGAUAUCAAAGAAGGCAAAAAGGAAAACAAGGAUACUGGAAAUGUUGCAAGGACACAGAAGAGACACAGGCAAGAUGAUUCUACUGAGAAUGCACAGUCAAAAAUCAGGAUGGAGGAACCAUGGGAUUCGAUUUCAGAUAAACACACUUGGAGCAAUGAAGAGAAAGAAGCAUUGAAGUCUUUCUUUGAAAAACAUUUAAGAAUAUCAAAAGUACCAGGAAAGCUUGACUGCAUUAACGCACAGAGAAAGCAUAGAUGCCUUUUAAACAUAAGCUGGAAAAAAAUAAAAUUUGCCGUUUAUAAUAUGUUAAAAGCAAGGAAAAAUUUGUUACAGUAAUUGGGAUGAAACAUGCUUUUUUUUAUAUACCCAAACAAAGUUUAGGGGUGGUAUAUAGGAGUCAACUUGUCGGUCAAUCCAUUUCAUGGUUUCCGAAAGAUAACUAAAGUUUGGAAUGAGUUAUUGUAAUCAAACUUAUAUAUUGGCUACCUUAUGUAGAAACCCCGGUUGGCAUUUGGACCCCCUCGGGUCAAGGUCAUUGUUACAAAAAAAGAAAAAUGGUUCCCAGAGAAAAAUUGGAGUUAGGAAUGAGAAAUUGUUAUGAAACUUGGUGUAUAGCAAGAUUAUGUGAAGACCCUGGUUAGUAUUGCAUUUGGACCCCCUGGGGUAAAAGUCAUGGUCACUGUUACUUAAAAUAGAAAAAUGUUUUUUUUUUGACAAUAACUUAGAUAAAGGAGUAAGAUAUUGUAAUCAAACUUGAUGUAUAGAAAGUUUAUAUGAAGAUCCUGGCUGGGAUUACAAUUAAUUAGAUACUUCUUUGUAUACAGUUGAUAAUUCAUUAACUAUAGGUUGAGUUCAAGUUUUUCUUCAGACUAAUUUUUCAAAAAGUCAAAGUUGCUGGUGGGUGUAUCAAUUGAGUAGCAUGAUUUUCAUACUGAUUGACAUUAGGCCUCGACAUAAUGUUUCUCUUAAAUGCUUUAUGGAAAGAAAAAGUGUUUGAUUUUAAUUGUGAAAUUACUUCUUAAUAGUGUAGCUAAAUAAUGCCCAAUUUAACACCAAAUAUGAUACUAGAUAUUUUCAAAGUUAAAUAAAAUAAAAACUUCUUGGUAAAAGUUCUACUUGGGGCCCUGUUCGUAACUGAAGUAAUGCACGAAAGGGCACCUGAGGUCUUCCUUCACCAAUAAUGCUGGAGAGUCUCCAAAUGACCUUUACCAUAAAACCCUAAACAAACAAAACAGCUCCUCAAUGUGGUAAAUGUUAGGGAUAUUUUGAAUAAGGUUUUUACAUAGCGAAAUAAUAAAAUUAGUGUUUAAAGUGAGUGGUGUAGGGUACUACUUUUUUACAUAAAAACAUUUUGAUUAGAAACAAUCAUUUUGCUCAUUUAAUUUGUUACCUGAAUGUUAUUAUUUGUUUCUUAAGAAUGAUCACUAGACAAACACUUUUCAUAUUGAUGAUAUUAUAGAUUAUUUAGAGUUUCCUCAUUUCUGAAAGAGCUCUUUCAAUAGCAAAGUUUAAGUUUAGCUUGUCCAAUUUGCAUAUCAACAUCGAAAAAGUAUGUGCUCAUGACCAAGUUAAUUCUAUCUUAAGCUUGAAACAGCGUAUACCAAGAUGCUAUUAACUUCCAUUAUCCAUGUAUUAUGCAAUGUAUGAUUUCUUUGUUACUUAUUAAACUUAGACUGUAAUGGUAAAUGAUUAUAUUUUAUCGAUUAAUAUCCUUUGUAAUUUACUGAGUUGUUGUUGUAAAAUAUGUUUUUCAAUGUUAGCUGAUCCAUUUUUUAAUGAAAUUCAUUUUAUUGAUUAAAUUUGUUAUUUGAUCUAAAUAUAGCUGCAAUCUCAUUGGUCCAAACAGUAGUCAACAGAACUUUUUAUAGAAUCAUAUUCACUGGGUGUAGGAUGAAUUGGAUUUUUCCAGUCUAAAAAUAGAUUGAGACUCAAUGAACUUAUAUCGUAGACUAUUAUGCAUGCUUAUGAAAAAAAUGAUUGUUGCAUUUUGUUCUUAAUGGGUUAUUUCUUGAAUUAAAGGCCUGGGAACAAGUAUAAAAGGCAGACAAGCAGAAAAAUGGCCACUGUUUAAAUCUGUAUGCUGUCUGCUAGCAUAAUGAGAGAGAUAGAAAAAUGAAAUUUCACAAUUUAGAGAGAAUUACCUCAUAUUAUUUGCUAUAAAUUGGCACAUCACUUCUUUAUCAUGUAAGCAACAUUCCUUUAAAGUUACAGAUCUCUGUGAUACUUAGAAGUACUACUUUAAAAAAAAUCUUUUUUUGAAAACAGUUAAAAAUUCAAAUUUCCCUGUGCAUUUGAUUGACAGUUGUACAGAGGUUAUGACCUUUCUCUCAGCCAACUACAUCUCUCUAGGUAUAAACGUUCUCACAGUAGAGUUUGACAGAUGGCGGGGAAAUAAAUACUAGGGCAAUAAAUACUACCAGAGAAAUACUAACUUGAAUUUUUAUUUAUUGAUUGUGUUUUAUUCCAUCCCUACAAUCAUGAAUUUAUUAACUUGAAAUUACAUUGGUAUUGGUCAGUUCUAACACAAAAUUGAAAUAGUCUAUCUAGUGUAAUAGGUAAAGUAUGUAAUCUAAAGAAAAAGUGAAAUAAAUGCAUUAUUAUUUAAUAUAUAAUUCGACUCUGUUCAUGUACACAGUCUAAAUUACAAUUGAAACACAUCUAAGGUAUAAUACCUUGAAUUUUGACAAUGCCAUAAUUUGAUUAAAAUUAAUAUAUUGCCAUCUUCCUCACCCUAGAUACAGAAGGACUCUCCCAACUAAUUAAUUACCUAAGAUAUAUACCAAACAUUUUUUCUAUAUACAAGGCAUUUCUAAACAAUUAGUAUUUACUGUUUGUAUAUACUGACUAUCACCGAUUUCAUAAAUUAUACUCUUCAUUGUAAAAAUAUGUAUUUGCAAUAUACAUCCUGACAGCACUGCUAUUACCUUUUCAUCAAAUUGCAAAAUCAUUACCCCCCAAUAAAUAAAAAACCUCUUUAUCUCUCCUGAAUGCUGAACUCUCCUAUACUAUUGCAGACCACAUGUUUAUAUUUACAAGCAUGCUGACCUCAGGUCAUGAUAAUAAAACCCCGCCUCUUGUACCUAAUAUGCUUAAUGGCCAUCCGUACGGAUAUCAGAGUUCACAUUCCCCGGCCUUUAAAUAUCAUUACUGUACUAUUAUACUUCAAAGUUGCACUGCAAUGAUAAGUAUAAACUUGAAUUACUUUUGUCUAGUUGUUGCACACUUUACUCCAGUGCUUCGACGAAACGGGCAAAAGUUGUACAUGUAUAAGGUUGUAUUUUUUGUGAUUUGUUUUAAUUUUUGUAACCUAUUCAUAUAAUAAAACAAUUUUUGACUAGUGUGCUAUGAAUAUGAUGUAAUAUUCACCGGCAGAAAGUCAUAUUGACCUCGGCUGAUAUGUCAUAUGCCGGUGAACAACACGUCAUAUACAAUGACACACUAAUUAAUAAUUUUAUAAUAGCUCCUUACAUAGUUUUAAACGCAUUUAAACGCAUCUAGGGGUUGUCUACCAAGUUUGUUCAACUAAAAGCCCUGGUGUCAAAAUUGGCCCCUCCCAGGGGAUGUCAUUGUUUUUCCCUAUAUGUAUAUAGUAAAAACUUAAAAAAUCUUCUUGAAAAAAACCCUUAAGAGCUAGAGCUUAGAUAUUUAUCAUGAACAUCUUCUAAUGAAUGUUUACCAAGUUUGUUCAAAUAAAAGCACCUGGUUUCAAAUUGGCCUUGGCCCAGGGGCCUAUAUACAGGUUAGCGAUUUCAGGGCCAUCAUAGCCCUCUUGUCUUUGAUUUAUGUCCAUAUUCCUUCGUGAUCUAUAUACAUAUAUUUUCAAUGUGGGAAAUUUAAUGAUGUUAGUGUGACUGUUGGUUAUGUGUGCCCCUAAAGGCUGUUGAAUUUUUAGUGUAUCAGUGAAAUGAAAAUAUUAAAAGUGCAGGUGUGAAUUGUUUAAAAUCUUACUUGCAUAUAUCUAGACAAUAAAGGUUCUGAUUCUA